Nannizzia gypsea CBS 118893 is the source of this 705-nucleotide messenger RNA. RefSeq lists its product as hypothetical. Bases 1 to 705 code for a protein of 234 amino acids. The record is from RefSeq and is a predicted model, not a curated record. Lineage: Eukaryota; Fungi; Ascomycota; Eurotiomycetes; Onygenales; Arthrodermataceae. The transcript has 2 exons.
AUGCUCGAUGCUGGCGGUGGGUGUCGGGGCGCAGGGCUGGCGGGCGGACACAACGGUGACGGCGACGGCGACGACGAUGGCGAGGAGUGGUAUCCUGUCUCCUGGGGCCCUUGGACUACUGCUAGAUGGCUAUUUACAUGGCAGAUAAGAGUCGUUUCUUUCUACGACAGCUACGGGCUCCCCGGCAGCGGCAUAACUAGCUACGCACAACAUCUACACGGUGGUGGUGACACUGAGGACGGCCGGAUGUCGGAUGGCAUCAACCCCCGAAACGAUGCGAUUAGACGCUUCCAUGAGCUGGAGAAGCCCGAGUUAUCCAAAGCUACUGCUGUGCAACGGGCUGCGUACGCAUUUUUCGUCUCUGGUGGUUGGCUUGCUGCUCAGCAUCAUCCUACAGAACGUGCAGAGCCAGACAGCCAUCUCGGACAACGUCUACCAAACAAAGCAUCUCGCCCGCCAACCGUGAUAGGAAGAUCGGACAUGGAGCAGACGACUAGAUGGCUGCUCGUUUCUCCAGGUAGUAAACCCGGUGAGAGAUGGGUGGGCGAACAGAAACUAUACGGGAUACUCCGUACUAUCUAUAUCAAUAUCUGGGUCAAACAGGAUAACACAGACACAGCUAACUAUAUUAUCCAUAUUAUUCGAUCUGUGACCAGUCGGCCACAUCAGCCGCCUCUCCAUUCGUCCAGGGAUUUGACUAGUUAA